Molecule: messenger RNA, 5441 nt
Organism: Neofelis nebulosa (Clouded leopard)
Lineage: Eukaryota; Metazoa; Chordata; Mammalia; Carnivora; Felidae
Gene: CERCAM
Product: cerebral endothelial cell adhesion molecule
Exons: 14
Coding region: 3112-4902 (596 amino acids)
Source: RefSeq, a predicted model, not a curated record
AUGGGAUUAUAUAGGGUGCCAUGGCAGGGUAAGUCCCCCAGACAUGACAUGGGGAAGGCUUUCCAGAGGAAGUUAGUUGAAGGCUGAGACAGGAGGGCCUAUAGAAGUUCAGGCGGAGAAAAAACAAACAAACAAAAGGAUGUGGGACAGUCCUAAAGCAUGGAGUGUUCAGGAAAACUGUACAUAGUCCAAAUCGGCUUGAGCAGGUUAGAGGAGAGGGGAGGUCAGAGGAGUCAGAGAAGUGUCACAUAGGCCACGCAGGGCCUCGCUGCUCUGUGAGGGGUUUGAGCCCUAUGCUGAGGGCAGUGCGCAGUCCCUGAAGGGUGUUAACCCAGGGCAUUUAGAAAGAGUGGCUGAGGGCAGAAUGGUUUCUAGGGAGAAAGUGUGGGGGGCAGGUCUCUGGGAGAUGCUGUGGGCCAGGUGAGUGGUACUGGUACACCGGUCGAGCGGCAGAGCAGAAGGAAAGAGGUGGCCAAGUGCCAGGGAUAUUGAGGAGGUGGUUUUGCCAGGAUGAGGUGAUGGAGUAGGUUGAAAGAGGGAUGCAGCAUCAGUGACACCCAGCUCUCCAGCUUGAGGGACCAGGUGGCAGAGGUGCCAUUCUCUAAAUUGGGGAGGCCACCAGAGGGGGAGAUGUUGGGGGGGAAGGGUAGGGUUCUGUUUUGAGCAAAUGGAAUCUUGGGGCACUUGGCUGGCUCAGUCGGCAGAACAUGUGACUCUUGAUCUCAAGGUUGUAAGGCUGAGCCCUACCCCUGAGUGUAGACUUUAAUUUAACACACACACACACACACACACACACACACACACACACACAGAAUGUGGGUCCAAAUGGGUAGUGGAGACACUUGCGGUUUUCCAGAAAGACAGAGUGGCCCACGUGGUCAGCUGCUGAAGAGAACCCUCUUCUUGGUUGAGGAGGUAAUAUCCUUUGUGGGGAGUGGCCAGGAGGACUCUGGUCUUGGCAGGAGCCAUUUGGUGGAACGGAGAUGAGGAAGGGACCCUUGGAGCAAAGCACAGAUCCUAGUUCAAGGGGUUUGGAGGGAGAGAGAAAGAUAAGACUGUCGCUGGGGGCCCGCAAACAGCUUGGUGUUUUCCUGUUUUAAACUGGGGGAGAUUCAAGUCCUUUGGAAUGUCAAAGGAAGCACCCAGAAGAGAGGGAGGCUGAUGAUUCCAGGAAGGGCAAGGGCAUUUAGACCUUAGGGGCCUUUCCAUCUUGAGGAGGGGGUACCUCUUCCCAUGGUACCAGGCAGUGAGAGCUGCGGUAGGCUUGGGGGAAGGGGAUGGAGGUUUGCAGGCUGGAAAUGAGAGCUCCCAGGUGAGGGCUUCUCUUUUCUCCAAAAAGUAUCAGGGAGAUCCUCCUGGAGCAGAGAUUGCAGAAGCUGUGACAUGCCACUGAGGAGAGGAGGCAGGAGCAGCACAGGGGAAACGGCCCAUUGGGCCUGGUCAGAGUCCAGUGGAGAGUGGAAAUCCUGUCUGCAGUAGCCCCAACAUGCCAAAAAGCAAGAUGGUUAUACGGUUUUCCCAGGCAGGGUUGAUGGGAGAACCCACAGGCAAGGGAGUCAGUGAGAGGCUGGAUCACUUGAUGGACUGGGGAGAGAGGAAAGGGACAAUGGGAGGGGUCAAUGCAUUCAGAGGAGAAGGAGGAGAAUUGAGGAGGAGGAGUUGAGGCUGGAGAAGAAUUUGGAAACCCCUGUGACCAGCAGGAUGGACAGAGGCUCUGGGAUGACUCCAGGAUGGGAGAGGAGGGGCACACUGCUUCCUUUUAGAAAGGGAAUCCCCAUUCUGGGGCUGGGAGUGCCUUCUGGCCAGAGGCUACCAUCCAAGGGAAGGGACUCUCCCAGAGGACCUCAGACCUUUCAUUGUAGGACCACUAGCCACCUAGAAGCUUUGGAGUGGGUGGGGCUGGAGACCAGGACUCCAGGGUUCAAUGCCCCCACAGGUUGCCCCAUCUUCAGGCAAGUCCACUCCUUGCUGGUUCCCCACCCUUCCCCUCUCAGCAGAGUUAGUGUGUAUAGGCUUAGCCCUCUUCCCUGACCCUGGAAAGAGACUGAAGGGAGACCCAAAAGAGCCAUAGGAAAGUAGGCCUUUACGGUGGGGAGGGGCGGGUGAAUGGAAGGGAAGCUUGGCUUCUUCUCCAGUGCUGUCUUUCAGCCCCAGCAAUUCUUCCGGGGCCAGGCUCCAUGCCAAGAGAAGCUUGGAGUGCAUUCAUUCCUUGCAAACCCACCCAGAGGAGGACCAGAGUUGAACCAGAGAAAGUGAUACUGAGCUGGAACCUGCCGCUGGUGCCUUCAGGCCCCUCCCUUUCCUGCCCUCUCCUAAGAGAAGCUGGAGCCCCCUUCCCAUCUCAGCUGGGGCCUCAGGACCCCGACUCUGCCCCAGGGGAGGCUAUACCUCCUGCUUUGGCCGGAGCACCGCCGGCGCUGGCGGCGGAGGCGAGGACGACGACGCGUGGAAGACGCAGCGCUCGGGACGCAGCUGGAUGGCGCGCCCAGGGCCGGGGGACCCCUGCCCCGCCCUCCAAGCCGGUGUCGCCGCGCAGGUCUGAGAAGUUCCGCAUGGGCCCUCCAGAGGGCGCCCGGGGGCGGGGGCGGGGCGGGAACCGGGGAGCCCGGCUAGGGCCGCCGCCGGUCGGUCCCGCCCCGCGGGGCUGCGACUGGGGUCCGAGGGUCGGAUGGGUGGCCAGGGAUUCCGGACUCAGGGGCGCCGGACGCUCAGUGGAGCCGGAUUCCGGGGGCUGAACGCUCCGGGCUUCGGAGUGGGGCGUUCUCAGGCACCGGGACGGCUCGGAUGCCGUCCCCCGGGACCCUCCCCUCUGCCUCCCUUCCCCCCGCCGGCGCCCAGCCGGGAGGGCGCUGCCCCUGGCUCGCGAGUGGGGCGGGUCUCCGGGCCCUGGUCCUCCGCUGCCCCUGGCGGAGGAGAGGGCACUUGAGAAUCGGCGCGUAGCGGGUGGGAGGGGGAGCCCACUCUUCGGGGGUACGCUCCCCCCACCCUCUCCGGCCGCCUCGGCCCCGCCCCGGCCCCGGGCCCCGCCCCGGCCCGGCCGCACCGCCCACUCCCCUCGGCCGGGCCAGAGCCCCGGGGGCCGCUGCCGCCGCCGCCGCCCGAGCGCCCGCCAUGCGCGCCGCCCCCGCCGCCCCGCUGCUCCAGCUGCUGCUCCUGCUGGGGGCGAGGCUCCAGGCUGCGGGAGUCGUGGAGCCACCGCUGCCCGCCGUGGUCCUUACCAUCCUGGCCCGCAAUGCCGAGCACUCACUGCCCCACUACCUGGGCGCGCUGGAGCGGCUGGACUACCCCCGGGCCAGGCUGGCCCUCUGGUGUGCCACGGACCACAACACGGACAACACCACACAGAUGCUGCAGGAGUGGCUAGCCGCUGUGGGUGAUGACUAUGCAGCUGUGGUCUGGAGGCCUGAGGGGGCGCCCAGGUCCUACCCAGAUGAAGAGGGUCCCAAGCACUGGACCAAAGAAAGGCACCAGUUUCUGAUGGAGUUGAAACAGGAAGCCCUGACCUUUGCCAGGGACUGGGGGGCUGACUACAUCCUGUUCGCAGAUACAGACAACAUUCUGACCAACAACCAGACACUGAGGCUUCUGAUAGAGCAGCGGCUGCCCGUGGUGGCCCCCAUGCUGGACUCCCAGACCUACUACUCCAAUUUCUGGUGUGGGAUCACCCCCCAGGGCUAUUACCGCCGCACAGCCGACUACUUCCCCACCAAGAACCGCCAACGCCGGGGCUGCUUCCAUGUCCCCAUGGUCCAUUCCACCUUCCUGGUAUCCUUGCGGGCUGAGGGAGCAGCCCAACUCGCCUUCUACCCCCCUCACCCCAACUACACCUGGCCUUUCGACGAUAUCAUCGUCUUCGCCUACUCCUGCCAGGCUGCUGGAGUCAUGGUCCACGUGUGCAACGAGCACCGUUAUGGGUACAUGAACGUGCCUGUGAAAUCCCACCAGGGGCUGGAGGACGAGAAGGUCAACUUCAUCCACCUGAUCUUGGAGGCGCUAGUGGACGGGCCCCCCAUGUGGGCCUCAGCUCACGUGUCCCGGCCCCCAAAGAAACCCAGCAAAAUUGGGUUUGAUGAGGUCUUUGUCAUCAGCCUGGCCCGCCGGCCCGACCGCCGGGAACGCAUGCUAAGCUCGCUCUGGGAGAUGGAGAUAUCUGGACGCGUGGUGGAUGCUGUGGAUGGCCGGACGCUCAACAGCAGUAUCAUGAGGAGCCUCGGCGUGGACCUGCUCCCCGGCUACCAGGACCCCUACUCAGGCCGCACACUGACCAAGGGCGAGGUGGGCUGCUUCCUCAGCCACUACUCCAUCUGGGAGGAGGUGGCUGCCAGGGGCCUGGCCCAGGUCCUAGUGUUUGAGGACGAUGUGCGCUUUGAGAGCAACUUCAGGGGGCGACUGGAGCGGCUUAUGGAGGAGGUGGAGGCAGAGAAGCUCCUGUGGGACCUGAUCUACCUGGGCCGGAAGCAGGUAAACCCUGAGGAAGAGGCAGCCGUGGGGGGGCUGCCACAUCUGGUGGUGGCCGGGUACUCCUACUGGACGCUGGCGUAUGUCUUGAGCCUGGCGGGUGCUCGCAAGCUGCUGGCCUCCCAGCCCCUGCGCCGAAUGCUGCCUGUGGACGAGUUCCUACCCAUCAUGUUUGACCAGCACCCCAAUGAGCAGUACAAGGCGCACUUCUGGCCACGGGACCUGCGUGCCUUCUCUGCGCGGCCCCUGCUCGCUGCUCCCACCCACUACGCAGGGGACGCCGAGUGGCUCAGCGACACGGAGACAUCCUCACCCUGGGACGAUGACAGCGGCCGCAUCAUCAGCUGGAGUGGCUCUCACAAGACGCUGCGUGGCACCCCCCUGGACCUGGCUGGCAGCAGCGGGCACAGUCUCCACCCCCACCACCCCCGGGACGAGCUCUAGGUCCAGGCAGUGACUCCAGAAGAGCUCUCAGGAGCCGGCUGCAGCUGGCCAGGGAGCGGACCUGGAGAUCGCUGGCAGGAGCCGCCACCAGAAGCCACAGACCCCAUAGAGACCCGACUGUCACCUUAGGCAUGGCCACUCUGCCCUCUGGCCCCACCUUACGUGGGGAGAAACCACUCAGAGAUGGGUCCCCUUCCCCGAAGUUCAUGUAGCAAAAGGGCAGGGCUCCCAGGCCCUCUCACCCUCCUGACUCAGGAUCCGGGGGGGGGGGGGGGGGAAGGUGGGGGGUUCCCCAGCCUUCAGUUCCGAACUGGGCCGACACCAGGAGCCCUGCCUUCCCCGCAGACCCAACUGCUGGGGCCCGUCUGCCAUCUUCUACCUCCACCUCAGUCCCCUCCCCACUCGACGCCUGGGUCUCACCUGCCUGGGCCCACCCUCUCCCCUGGCCAGUGGGAAGUGCAGGGUGGGUGAGAGGAGGGCCCUUGCAGACUUGGCACAUGGUAGGCCCUCAAUAAAAGCCAGCUGGUGUGUGCACUUUA